AUGUUUUGUUCUACCAUAUUGAUUGUCAGGAAUGACUACGGGGUACGCAGAAUAACAUGUUCUGUAUUGUUACAGUUGGUUGGCGGCGAGUUCGACAUGGAGCUUAACUUCGUGAUACAAGAUGCACAGAACAUACAGCACAUGUUGGAGCUGCUGGACCACUGCCCGCCCAGUCUGCAGGCGGAGAUAUGGUCGGUGUUCAUCGCGAUUCUACGCAAGAGUGUGCGCAACCUGCAGGCCUGCACCGACGUGGGCCUCAUACACCACGUACUGCAGCGGUUGCCACGCGCCGAGACAGUCGUAGCAGACCUGCUCAUCGAGAUGUUAGGCGUACUUGCGAGUUAUAGUGUCACAGUCAAGGAGCUCAAACAGCUGUUUAACGCCAUGAAAGCCGUUAAUGGCAAAUGGCCGCGUCACUCUGCGAAGCUGCUUAACGUGUUGCGUCAGAUGCCGCACAGGAACGGACCAGACGUGUUCUUUAGUUUCCCCGGAAGAAAAGGAUCGGCAAUCGUGCUACCGCCGCUAGCGCGGUGGCCCUACGAGAACGGCUUCACCUUCACCACGUGGUUCCGACUCGACCCUAUCAACUCCGUCAACAUAGAGCGGGAGAAGCCAUAUCUAUACUGCUUCAAAACAAGCAAAGGAGUCGGCUACACAGCGCAUUUCGUCGGCAACUGCCUGGUGCUGACGUCCAUGAAAGUUCGAGGCAAGGGCUUUCAGCAUUGCGUCAAAUAUGAAUUCCAACCGCGAAGGUGGUACGCGAUAGCAGUGGUGUACAUAUACAACAGAUGGACCAAAAGCGAAAUCAAAUGCCUGGUGAACGGGCAGCUAGCUUCCAGCACUGAGAUGGCCUGGUUCGUCUCCACCAAUGACCCCUUCGACAAAUGCUACAUCGGAGCGACAGCGGAGUUAGACGAGGAGAGAGUUUUUUGCGGUCAGAUGGCAGCAAUUUAUCUCUUCGGCGAAGCGCUCACGACGCACCAGAUCUGCGCUAUGCACCGACUUGGACCUGGAUAUAAGAGCCAAUUUCGUUUCGACAACGAAUGCAACAUCAGUUUACCGGAAAACCACAAAAGGGUGAGCGAGUCGGCCGCGAUCAAGCUUGAAUACGCUGAAAUCCCGCCAGAACCCAAUCCUGAUUCCCAAACUCCCGACCAUAAUCCCCCUGAUGCUUCGCAAGAAGAUACUAAGGCAGCAAAGAGCGAAGAGAAUUGUGUAGUUGUUAAAGAAGACGCGACGCCUCGAGGAAAGCGCAUGGCAGACGAAGCGCGCGAAGUUGCCGCAGCGCAUGCGACCCUGCUCGUAGAUAUUGAAGCAUGCAAGCGUGUACUGUAUGACGGCAAAUUGUCCUCUGCCAUAGUGUUCAUGUACAACCCGGUUGCGACAGACGGACAACUGUGCUUACAGUCGGCUCCUAAGGGAAACGUCUCCUAUUUUGUUCAUACACCACAUGCGCUAAUGCUGCAGGAAGUGAAAGCCGUGGUAACGCAUUCAAUUCACAGCGCAUUGAAUUCGAUCGGCGGGGUGCAGGUUCUGUUCCCGCUGUUCGCACAACUCGAUUUGCCGCACGACGCCCCCAGCUCCGAUCCUAAACGGGACCCCAUGCUUUGUUCAAAACUCCUGGGUUUCGUGUGCUCCUUGGUCGAGUCGUGCAGUACCGUGCAGCAGCAUAUGCUGCAGUGUCGCGGAUUCCUGGUGAUCUCGUAUAUGCUGCAACGUUGCGGUCGCGAGCACCUUACGCCGGACACCCUGGCUUCAUUCUUGCAUCUGACCAAACAUCUCGUCACCUGCUGCUCGCCUAAUUCCGAUUUGCUUCUAAAGCAGCUGCUGGACCACAUCCUCUUCAACCCGGCGCUAUGGAUCCACACCCCAGCCGCAGUUCAAGCCCGACUUUACUGCUAUUUGGCUACGGACUUCUUAGCUGAUGCCCACAUAUACGGGAGUGUCAGGAGAGUCAGUACAGUUCUGCAGACUGUGCACACGUUGAAAUACUAUUAUUGGGUCGUCAAUCCAAGAACUAAGAGUGGGAUUACGCCAAAAGGAUUGGAAGGUCCACGACCAGCACACAAAGACAUCCUUACUAUACGUGCAUAUAUCCUGCUGUUCCUCAAACAACUAAUCAUGAUUGGGAAUGGCGUUAAAGAAGACGAAUUGCAAUCGAUUUUGAACUAUCUCACCACGAUGCACGAGGAUGAAAAUCUUCAUGACGUGCUACAGAUGCUGAUUUCUCUUAUGUCCGAGCAUCCUAGCUCGAUGGUCCCUGCGUUUGAUGCAAAAGGUGGAGUAAGGACAAUAUUUAAACUACUUGCCUCUGAGAGCCAGCUGAUUAGACUUCAAGCGCUAAAGCUUCUCGGAUUCUUCUUGAGCAGGAGUACACAUAAACGCAAGUACGACGUGAUGUCGCCGCACAACCUGUACACGCUGCUGGCCGGGCGGCUGGGCGCAGGGGGCGCAGGAGGCACUGUGGGUGGUGCGGGCGGUGUGGCUGGUGGUGCGGGGGGAGCAGGGAGUGUCUCCGGAGGUGCAGGGGGCGAGGCGCUGUCGCUGCCGGUAUACAACGCGCUGUACGAGCUGCUCACGGAGCACGUCGGCCAGCAGAUCCUCUACACCAGCCACCCGGAGCCGCAACCCCACUUCCGCCUAGAGAACCCUAUGAUACUAAAAGUGGUGGCAACACUGAUACGACAGUCGAAGCAGACAGAACAACUGCUCGAGGUUAAAAAACUAUUCCUCUCCGACAUGACGCUCCUGUGCAGUAACAAUCGAGAGAACCGAAGGACUGUGCUCCAGAUGUCCGUUUGGCAAGAAUGGCUGGUCGCUAUGGCCUAUAUACAUCCGAAGAACGCCGAGGAACAAAAAAUUUCGGAUAUGGUGUAUUCGCUGUUCAGAAUGCUGCUUCAUCAUGCGAUCAAACAUGAGUAUGGAGGAUGGCGAGUUUGGGUUGACACCUUAGCUAUAGUCCAUUCAAAGGUUUCAUACGAAGAGUUCAAGCUACAAUUUGCUCAAAUGUACGAACAUUAUGAACAACGACGCGCAGACAACAUCACCGACCCAGCAGAGAGGCAACAGCGACCGAUCUCAACUAUAUCUGGUUGGGACAGACACACGGACGGACCAACCGUGAGUCGAGUGGUACCCGAUACUGACGAAAGCGUGGACAGCUCACCAGCCACAAUUAGAAAACAAAAUGUACUUAAUCAUGGAGCGCAAACAGAAAUAGGCAAGGGCCUAUCUCUUAGGGAAGUCGAAGGCUGCAAUUGUAAUAAACUCAAACCGAGUGACAGUGAAAGGAAUGCAGAGGAACCACGGACUACAGCUAUUUAUAGUGAAGUGUGUAAAGUGCAUAGUCCUGUUAAACAGAGUGUAAGUUCUGAAGUGACAAGUAUCGAUGACGGUUGUGACAGUGUAAAUAAUGAAAUGGAACAUGCUGUGGACGAACCCGGACAGUCUACUGAUGACAAAUUGCUCAAUACUGAUAAUGAAUUAGUUCAGUCUAUUAUAGAAAACAAACUGUUAGAAAGUUCCGAAUCUGGAAUGGAAAUUGUCGACUUGGAAAAGACUGAUAAACCGUUAAGUCGACAAGGAAGCCUCGAUUACAUUCCAGUCAGAGAUAUAGGAGACAACAUAAUGAAAGAUGAUAACACAGAUAGGAGCGAAGGUAUACCUUCCAGUUUAUCGAUUAGCGAAGCGGCUAGCCCCGAAAAAAUAGUAGACAAUAUGAAUAUAAUAAAUGAAAGAGAAUCAGAAUUAUCGGAUCCAUCCGAAUUGUACUUAACGCCGAGUGAAGCUACAAGUCCUAAGAAAAUACAAGAGGAAACUGAAUUGAAUAUUACAGAUAAAAUGAUAAGUGAUGAUCCAAAACAUGUUGCCAUCAAUAUUGUUAACGACGUCUUGUCUAUUGCCCUUGAAACUGUGAAGUUGAAAUCGGAUGAUGACACAGAUUCAGGAGCCAUAUCUGGUGGACAACAUUCCGAAGGCAAUACACCCAACGGUCGCGAAGACUUUGAACACGACAUGGAAGAAAUGAUCGACCAAAAACAAACAGUUGAAAUGAUCGCUAACGAAAUAGUUAGGGAUCUUAUUUCAACUGUAGUUGCGAAAAGCGGAGGCGAAGAAGAAACGGUUCUUAAAGAAACUGAGAGUCCUCAAAGAGUGCUAUCUUCUGAACAUCCGCAUGAUAGCAACGUAUUACCAUUCGAUGGUGAAUUUAUAGUUAAUCCUGACAGUGACGAACUGACUAAAGAUACACUGGCCACUAAAAAUGUCAGUGAAGAAAACGCAAAAAAUGAGAGCCAUAGAUUAGAAACAGAGCCGUUAGAAGAUCCUAAAACACCAGAAAUACCCCCUAUAUCCACAAUAAGUGAGAAUAUAUCGUUAGCAAACAAAAAAGAGCAGGAAAAAGAAGACGAAAGAAUUCGUGAAAACGACAGGGAGAAACGACGCGUGAGCUUACCCGGUGACAGUGAGAUGAAACAAGACAGCAGAGGCGAGAAUAUGUCAUCACAAGGCACGAACACUUCAUCUUCCCCUAAAAGACCUCGAAGUGCUUCUACGAGUACUCAAGUUGAUUCAAAUCAUUUCGAAACAAAACGACCAACAAAAUGCAACCGGCCGAUGUUUUCUCCUGGCCCGACGAGACCACCAUUCCGUAUCCCGGAAUUCCGCUGGUCGUACAUCCACCAACGCCUUCUUUCCGACGUGCUUUUCUCACUUGAAACGGAUAUACAGGUUUGGCGCAGUCAUUCCACAAAAUCUGUGAUAGACUUUGUGAACAGCAGUGAAAAUGCUAUCUUCGUAGUGAACACCGUACAUCUCAUCAGCCAACUGGCUGAUAAUCUCAUCAUCGCUUGCGGUGGACUGCUACCUUUGCUCGCUUCGGCCACUUCGCCAAAU
This is a messenger RNA of Parnassius apollo (apollo), 4893 nucleotides long. The record is from the annotation of a GenBank genome assembly. Lineage: Eukaryota; Metazoa; Arthropoda; Insecta; Lepidoptera; Papilionidae.